AUGUGGUGGAUGCGUCGGGCGCCUGGGGGUCAGCUGCUGUUGGGCGUGGCGCUCCUUGCCCUGUCUGCUGGCGGAGAGGACCAAGAUUCGACUGCUGCGGAUAUUUUCGUGGCCCAGGAUGGAACACUCCACAUUAAUAGCACGGGGCGCGUGCUGCUCAAUGGCGUGGACAUUAUGGCUGAGCUGAGUAACCUGCGCGCCUUUUUUGACGAGCACCCAAGCGUCACGUGGCAGAAACCCGAACAGAACAUCCUGGGAAGGUUCGAUGGGGGCGUGCGCUGGGUCGCGACGGGUGAUUUGGAUGAAGAUGGCUUUCCAGACGUUUUGUAUGUUGUGCUCGAAUCACGCACCGCUUAUUGGCGCCGCAACUUGGGAGAUGAAACCUUUGCUGCGCCGGUGCCCAUGAAUGACCCCAGCACCCCAGUCCUGACCCUUCACGUGUCAGACCUGGAUGCUGAUGGACACCUGGAUGUACUUGGCACCGGCAUUGCUAACAACACUGUGCUGUGGUUCCGCAAUCAGGGCAACGGCACCCUCGCUGCUGGAACCGUGAUAGCUUCGACUGCCGGAGGCAUUCAUUUGGCAACGGCUGACCUGAAUGGCGAUGGUCACCUGGACAUUAUUCAAGCCACUUAUAGGACUCGAGUCCUUAACGUUUUUCUGAGCAAGGGGCAGGCUGGCUCGUUCGAUGCGCCACGCAUGCUUUCCGGCUCCGGUUCGUGUGCGGCGCUCUGGGCAGCAGAUUUGGAUGAAGAUGAGCACGUGGACCUGUUGACGGGAGAUUUCGACGGAACGGCCUUGGUUUGGUUUCGAAAUCUCGGCAAUGGCACAUUUGCUCCACCGCAGUUGAUCUCCAAUUCUUGCGGCGCCGUUGCCUCGGCCGUGGCUGUUGACCUGGAUGCCGAUGGGUCUGUGGAUGUGCUGUGUGCCAGCUACUCAAACGGGACAAUUUUGUGGUACCGUGGUCUCGGUGGUGGGCGAUUUUCCGAGCCGCUUCUCAUCUCAGACGUGCUUGUGCAGCCCACCAACAUUCAGGUCGCUGAUAUGGACAAGGACGGGCGGCUUGAUUUGCUCGCAACAAGUUCGACCAACGAUACCAUUGUGUGGUAUCGGCAAACAAAUGUCGGCGCUUUUUCUCAGGCAAUCUCGAUUUCCGACGCAGGGGACCGAGUCUUCACCCUCGCUGUGGCAGAUUUGCGGGCCACUGGCAAUUUGGAUGUGCUGAGUGCCAGUUUCAACGACGGCAAGGUGGCCUGGUACCGCAAUCAAGGCGACUGGGCGUGGCGCGCCCGUUUUUACUAG
Messenger RNA from Monosiga brevicollis MX1, 1302 nucleotides. RefSeq lists its product as uncharacterized. The coding region runs from base 1 to 1302 and encodes 433 amino acids. The record is from RefSeq and is a predicted model, not a curated record. The transcript has a single exon. Lineage: Eukaryota; Choanoflagellata; Craspedida; Salpingoecidae.